Messenger RNA from Lichtheimia ornata, 1719 nucleotides. Its product is annotated as 23S rRNA (uracil-5-)-methyltransferase RumA. The record is from RefSeq and is a predicted model, not a curated record. Gene Ontology annotation, molecular function: RNA methyltransferase activity; nucleic acid binding. NCBI's taxonomy places the organism in Eukaryota, Fungi, Mucoromycota, Mucoromycetes, Mucorales, Lichtheimiaceae. The transcript has 10 exons. Gene Ontology annotation, biological process: RNA processing. Bases 1 to 1719 code for a protein of 572 amino acids.
AUGUUGAGCCGAAUACGGUCUCUCGCAACAACGGCUCUUCGACACAUGGCGGCUGUAACGACUGAAGACACAGCAGCAGCAGCAGCACCUGGAACGACAUUGCAUCGAGUCAAAGUGCUCAAUCUUCCCUCCCACGAAUCGGCAGCAAUCAAAAAGUUUUUUCGUAACCAAGGCAUCGACCGAUACAAGAAAGCGCCCAACUGGAGAUAUGCCUAUUUGACAUUCGAGGCUGAAGGUCCUGCCAAAGAAGCCAUGCAGAAGCUGGAGGGCGUUGAAUUUAAAAAGAGAGCCUUGACGACCGAAUACUCGACCAUCAACAAAGAAGUGUAUCGUGCACGUUUCCAAGCAAAGACGGCCAAGGAGAAUGCACCAUCAUCAACAUCAACGACAGCGGACAAUGACACUCGAUCACCUGCAGAACGCCUCGCUGAUCAAGUCACACCCCUUCACAAGAUACCUUAUGAUGAACAACUGGCUAAGAAACAUCAAUCGGGUAUACGCCAUCUCGCCAAGCUUAAACGUCAACUAAGCCGACUUCCCGAUCUGAAUGAUACCAGCCGAGCGCAACUUGCAUGGGCAUUCCAGGAGGGAUUGCCUAUAGAGAUAUUGGAUCCCAUUGCAUCGCCUAUCACUCGUGGUUAUCGGACAAAGUGCGAAUUCACCAUUGGCAAGAAUCCUGACAGCGAGACCACAGUGGGUUUUCUUUUGGGACUUUAUCGCCAUGGCAUCACAUCCGUUCACAGCCCUGAAGAUUGCUUACAUGUACCUGAUAUAUCCAAACGCAUUGCCAAAGCGAUGGAGAACUAUGUCAAAUCAUCCGAGUACAAUGUAUAUGAUCGUGCAGAGAAAAAGGGCGUAUGGAGAUCAUUGAUGGUGAAAACUCAAAGAACAGGCGACAUUUUGAUUCUUGUGCAAAUGAAGACAUCCGACAUGACCGAGGAACAAGUAGCUCAAGAGAAGAAAAGGUUGACAGAGUAUUGGAGCAGCUACAAGGAUCGAAAGGGAGAUGAGCAAAUCAAUGUGACCACGUUGCUGCUGCAAACAUGGAAUGGUGAAUCGAAUGGUAUCACUGAUAAGGGCACCACUGAGAUCCUUUUGGGAGAUGGCUAUGUGUACGAAGAAUUACUUGGUUGUCGAUUCCGUCUUUCAAGUAGCGCCUUUUUCCAAGUCAACACGCCAGCGACCGAAUUGCUUUACACAAAAUGUGCCGAGUGGUGUAAUAUCAGCAAGAGCAAAAAGACAACGCUAUUGGAUUUAUGUUGCGGUACAGGGACCAUUGGCAUCACCAUGGCAAGGACAGUGGAUCGCGUGAUUGGAAUUGAGAUGAUAUCGGAGGCUAUUGUGGAUGCCCAAGUCAAUGCAGAAAUGAAUCACGUGACCAAUGUACAGUAUCACGCAAGCAAGGUUGAGGAGAGAAUUGAUGUCGUGGCUAAUGAAAAGAACGAAGAAGUGGUUGCCGUCCUCGAUCCACCAAGGAGUGGCGUACAUAGCACAGUGAUACGAGCAGUACGAGAAUCAUCAGAGAUCCGCAAAGUUAUAUUCAUUAGCUGCGACGCAAAUCAAGCAAUGCAAAACUUUAUUAGCUUAUGUCGUCCAACAUCAAACCGGUUUAAGGGGUUACCAUUUCGACCAACACGUGCAGUAUCCAUCGAUCUCUUUCCACAUACCGAUCAUUGUGAAUUGAUGGUGGAAUUUGAACGUAUCAAGGAGGAAUCAUAG